This is a messenger RNA of Phragmites australis (common reed), 3882 nucleotides long. RefSeq lists its product as uncharacterized. Lineage: Eukaryota; Viridiplantae; Streptophyta; Magnoliopsida; Poales; Poaceae. The record is from RefSeq and is a predicted model, not a curated record. Bases 613 to 3564 code for a protein of 983 amino acids. The transcript has 8 exons.
CGAAUUUUAUAAUCCAUCACUUCUCACCAGACCCCAGUCGCCCUCCUCCCAGCUGUACCUAAAAAUCAAUUCGAUUUCUCCUUUUCCCAAACAAUUGACCACCAUUUUAUAGCCUCAGAAAUCAGAACCUGCUCUAAAAUUUCUUCUCUCUCUAGCCCCCUAAACCCCCAGAAAAAAGAAACAGAGAGGAGGGAGGGACCAAGAAGCAGAGCUGUAGAGAGAGAGAGAGUUCAGUUGAGCUCCGUUCUCUUCUCUAUCUCUAACUAGAUCUAUCCUCCACUGCCUCCGCGGCUCUGCCUCGUGUUGGUUGCCUUUGCCCAAAGGCGCCUGCUCGCUCGCUCGCUUCGCUUGCAGAGGUUCGUCCCACGCUCUAUGCUUGCUCUGCCACCAUGUGGUUGGUCCUCUCGCCGCUCCAACUAACUACCACCACCUCAUCGCACCACGAUGCCAAGCUUAGUGGCGUCACGCUGCUCGGGAGCUAGCUUCCGCCUCCGGCAUUGCAAUGCUGCUGCUGGUGGAGGCGUGACGGAGUAAUCAGCUAGCCCGGCGGGCGAGACCAGAGGAAGAAAGCUUCGAUCUUUCUUGCUCCCGAGUGAGCGCGGCGCCGCCGACAUGUUCAAGUCGCGGUGGCGCGGCGGCGGCGACCGCGGCAAGGCCAAGGCCGUGUUCAAGCUGCAGUUCCACGCCACGCAGGUGCCGGAACUCGGGUGGGAGGCGAUGAUGGUGGUGGUGAAGCCGCAGGACUCCGGGCGGCCAACGGCGCGGUCGGAGCGCGCGGAGGUCGCCGACGGCGCGUGCCGGUGGGCCGCCCCCAUCUUCGAGGCCACAAAACUCCCCUCCGGCAAGGACAAGAUCUUCCAGUUCCUCGUCUACGAGACCGGGUCGAGCAAGGCGGCGCUUCUGGGUGAGGCGACGGUGAACCUGGCCGAGUACGCCGACGCGUUCAAGCCGUCGGCCGUGACGCUCCCGCUCAAGGGCAGCCCCGGCGCGCUUCUGCACGUGACCAUCCAGCGGGUGGUGGGUGGCGGCGGUGGGUGCGGUGACGACGCGAGCAGUGAGAACGGCGAUGCUCCGGCAGCGGCAGUGAAGACACCGCAGCGGAGGACGACGCUGCAGAGCCAGCUGAGCCGGUGCGAGGACGAGGACGGCAAGAAGGCAAGGGCGGCAGCGGAUGCGAUGAGUCCUGUGCAAGAUGGAUUGUUGAUAAGAAAACCACCAGGGAUGAGUUUUCCGUCCAGAGGAAACACGCCUAUGUCUGUUGAGCCAGUUGGUCACCUACACAACGGCGGCAGCUUUGAUGCCGUCUCGGUUUCGGGUUCAGAUGGAAGCUCAGGGAGAUUUACCCCCAAAACCAGUGCAAGCAUGCACAGCACGUUUCUUCAGGAUAGUAGCAAUGUGCUCUCUCCAUUUGCCAACAACGGCACCCCGAGGAACCCAUUGACCAGCUCCGGUGACUGGUCGGGAAGCUCAGCUCCUGAUGCUAGCACGGAUGGGUCAACCAGCAACUCUGGUGAGGCAGGGUUAAGAGGGGCCGAGGAUGAUGCGGAGAAGCUAAGAAGUGAGAUAGCCACUUUAACACGGAAAUUGGAUGUCUCUGAUAUGGAGUUGCAGACACUCAGAAAGCAAAUUGUGAAAGAGAAUCGGCGUGGGCAAGAUCUCUCCAAGGAAAUGAGUAGCCUGAGGGAGGAGAGGGAUGCACUCAGAAGAGAAUGCGAAGGACUCAGGGGGGCAAAGAAGAUGAUCCAUGAUGUCAAUGGCUCAGGUAAACGGCUCUCAGACGGUGAAGACUCAUGGUCACAGAUUGAAGAGCUGAAGCAAGAGCUGAGUCAUGAGAAGAAUCUAAAUGCAGAUCUUCGUGUACAACUGCAAAAGAUGCAGGAAUCCAACUCUGAGCUGCUUCUGGCCGUGAAGGAUCUUGAUGAGAUGCUGGAGCAAAAGAACAGAGAAAUUUCCAUUUUGCAAGAAGAUACACGAGAGGAUCCGCAGGAGGCAGAAUAUGAGCAUGCCCUGUCAAAUGUGCACAAUUCUGGACACAAGAUAGACUUAUCUGAAACGAGCUCUGAACAAGAGAAAGAAGAUGAGCUUAUGCUGGAUGCAUUGGCAAAGAAGCGUGAUGACAUCACUGCCUCGGAAUUUGAAAAGAAAAUUCUUGAGUUGAGCAAUGAAAUUGAGCUGUACAAGAAGGACCGUGAGGAUCUUGAGAUGCAAAUGGAGCAACUUGCACUUGAUUAUGAGAUUCUGAAGCAAGAGAACCAUGACAUCUCUUCAAGGCUGGAGCAAACACAACUCAGGGAACAGCUAAGGAUGCAGUAUGAAUGUUCAGCACAUUUGUCUAUAAUAAAUGAUCUUGAGUCCAAUGUUGAGAGCUUGGAUAAUGAACUCCAGGCACAGGCUAAAAAGUUUGAGGUUGAUAUAGCAGAAAUAAUGAGUGCAAAGGUGGAACAGGAGCAAAGGGCCAUAAAGGCCGAAGAGUCUCUGAGGAAGAUCAGAUGGAACAAUGCAACUACCGCUGAACGACUCCAGGAGGAAUUCAAGAUGUUGUCUUCGCAAGUAUCUUCUGCUUUCAGUGCAAAUGAACGGCAGCUUGUGCAAGCAAGAAAAGAGGCUGCAGAACUGCAAUUGCAGAAGAGCCAAUUGGAAGAGUUACUGCAAAAGGCCCAAGAAGAGCUUGGAUCAGUUCAGGAUCAACACCGGGUGAAGGUUCAGCAGUUGAUAACCCUUGUGGAUUUCAAGUCAAAGGAGACUGACAGGCUACUGACGGAGCUCAAAAGCAAGAGUGACGAGUUCCAGAAUCAAAAAAGAUCCGAUGAGGCAAAGUUGAAUGCCCUGUCAGAAGAAAUCGACCAACUCAAAGUCAAGAUUGACAGGCUAUCAGAUGAAAGAGACGAUCUCUUUGAAAAAAAUGAACAGAAAGACAAAGAAUUAGCUGUAAAUAGUGAAAAUAACAUGCUCUUGCAAGACAGAACUGCCGAGAUUACGUUGCUCAAUAAAGAGAUUGCAUUGCUCAAGGACCAAGUGAAGAUGCAUUUGGAGGAACUUCACACUUUAAAACGUUCGAAGAAUGAGAAGGAGGAGACAAUAGGAAAGCUGCAAAUAGAUAUUGGGUCCUUGAAACUCCAGUGUGACAACUUGAAAACUUCGCUGUCCAAGAAGGAGUCUGAGAAAGACAACCUUGCUUCUCAGAUGCUGAAGCUGAGAAGAGCCCUUGAAAACAGGGAAGGUGCCAAGGCAAAUGGUGUCACUUCACACAUGAAGGACAAUCAGCAUACUAAUCAUAAGUGUGUCAAGCACAAUACCGGCACCAGUGGGAGCAGCACUGCACUGUCAGGCACCGACACACACAACACAGACGGUGACUGCAAUGGGCAUGGCAUGAGGAACGCUGUGACCGACCAGUCAGCAAAGGAGUUGACCUCUCUGAAGGAGAGGAACAAGGCGAUGGAGGAGGAGCUGAAGGAGCUGCAUGAGCGGUACUCGGAGAUCAGCCUGAGGUUUGCGGAGGUUGAAGGCGAGAGGCAGCAGCUCGUGAUGACGGUGCGGUCGCUGAAGAACUCCCUGAGGUGACCGAUGCUGCUCAGGCUCAGCUCACUCACAUCGUAGCUACAAGAUUUAGACGAUACCUGAAGGCGUUGUACAGGCGGGCUUCGCAGAGGCCAGGCAGACACCCAGGAUAGCAGGGUGUGGUCUGUCCAGUCACAGUACACAGCAUGUAGAUCUCGUCCCAAUAAUAUUAUUUUCUUUUCUCUUCCUUCCCCAUUGUUGUGUGCAGUAAGUUGUAAUAGUUAUCUUACCCUCUCUAGAGUGUGCUGUGCUGUAUAAUUUCCCCUGAUGUUUGGUUGUGUUGUGAAGAAAAGGAAAUGAGAAGAAAAAGAUUGCUGUGAU